UGCAUUUCUUGAAGACUCUUCUUACAGCUUACAAGCAACAACAAAACGGGGCGGUUUGAAUGCAGAAUUACGCUAACAAAUAUAUAUACUCCCACCCUGAAAGCAAUCAAAGAUUCCUUCUGCUUUCUCUCUCCUAAAUCGAUCAAAUUCAACUCAUUUAAGAUAAUAUAAUAGUGCAAAUAUUCGUACAAAAUUGAUAUACGCACACGGAAAGCUCGAAAUUAAGCAGAGGUAUGGACGAUGAAGUGGUUCAGCGGGUUUUCCAAGAAGGUGGCCGCGAUUUCUACCAGCAGCAGCCCUCUACUUCCUCUUCUUCUUCCUCCAUUCUUCAAUCACUUCCUCUUCAUGUUUCUUUUGAUCAUGGUUAUUAUUUGAUGGUAAAAUCUAUACAAGAACUUAGAUCAAAGAAAGAUGGCUUGGUAAUGGUUGGUAUUGGAGGGCCUAGUGGUUCUGGGAAAUCGAGCUUAGCAGAGAAAGUAGCAUCUGUGAUUGGUUGUGCUGUCAUAUCAAUGGAGAACUAUCGCACUGGGAUUGACGAAGGCAAUGAUUUGGAUUUAAUAGACUUUGAUCUUCUGGUCCAGCAUCUUGAGGAUCUGAUAAAUGGCCAUGAUGUAUAUACCCCAGUGUUUGAUUUUCAAGGACGAAAACGAAUCGGUACCAAAGAAAUAAAAAGUAGUUCAUUUGGAGUGGUUAUAGUUGAUGGUGCUUAUGCUCUGCAUGCAAGACUACGCUCCUUGCUAGAUAUACGAGUUGCUGUGGUUGGUGGCGUUCACUUUAGUCUUCUUUCCAAAGUGCAAUAUGAUAUUGGGGAUUCUUGUUCACUGGAUUCUCUGAUUGACAGCAUCUUCCCACUGUUUAGAAAACAUAUUGAACCGGACCUUCAUCAUGCACAGAUUAGAAUUAACAACAGCUUUAUUUCAUCAUUUCGAGAGCCAAUCUACAAGCUAAAAUGCAAAAGUGAGAUAAAUAAAUCCUGCAGAAGCAGAUUAUCUGUUGGUUGUGCUGAGUCUGAAGAUGAACUUGUGUUGCAUAUUUUUGGGGGAAAGGAUGCUCAAGUAGAUAACUUCAUUGAGAUGUACCUUAGACCUCCAGCUGCAAAUGAAGAAGCAAGAAUAAAUGAUUGGAUUAAGGUGCGACAAUCGGGUAUUAGAUACUAUCUGUCUCUAGGCGACCAAAGAAUUGUUGACAAAAAUUUCAUUAUACGGCCAAAAGCAGAAUUUGAGGUUGGACGGAUGACUCUGGGUGGAUUGCUUGCCCUGGGGUAUACUGUUGUAGUCAGUUAUAAACGAGCAUCAACCUCUGUCAGUGAGGGCAGUUUUUCUGUUUCAUUGGAAACAAUUGAUACUCUUGGGGAGGCAUACAUGGUCUUGAGAGGGACAGAUAGAAAGAUGGUUGGAGCUAAAGCAUCAAGGAUGGGUGUUAGUGGACCUUGGAUUACUAAAUCCUAUCUUGAACUGAUUAUGGAGAGAAAAGGUGUUCCUCGACUUAAUACACCCCCUCUUUUGGCUGAUGGAUCUAAUGCUAUUUUAACUAGCAACCAAGAAAGGCUGAUCAUUGCUCCAAAACCACUUCAUGUUACCCCUAACCUCGAUAACAGGCUUGAGGAUUUGUCUCAGCCUUGGACUCGGUCUCCAACCAAGUCGAAAAUGGAACCUGUCUUGGCAACAUGGCAUUUCAUCGCACCAGAUCCUCCACUUACUCAUGGCUCACUUGUUGCCACAGAUUCAUCUUGUUCCAGGGAUGCUCUGCAGCUUGCUCCAAUGCCUGAUUCAUAUGAUUUAGAUAGAGGGCUACUUCUUUCUGUUCAGGCAAUACAGGCUUUAUUGGAGAACAAGGGUCUCCCUGUCAUAGUUGGAAUUGGUGGUCCUAGUGGAUCUGGAAAAACAAGUUUGGCUCGUAAGAUGGCUAAUAUUAUUGGUUGUGAAGUUGUUUCCCUUGAAAGUUAUUACAAAACAGAAGAAGUAAAGGACUUCAAGUAUGACAAUUUUAGCACUCUUGAUCUUGCUCUUUUGUCAAAGAAUAUUGAUGAUAUAAGAAAGUCUUGUAGAACAAAAGUACCCAUCUUUGACCUGGAAACUGGUGCUCGUAGUGGCUUGAAGGAGAUUGAAGUUUCUGAAGAGUGUGGAGUGGUAAUUUUUGAAGGCGUUUAUGCUCUGCACCCUAACAUUAGGAACUCAUUGGACUUGUGGAUUGCUGUUGUUGGGGGUGUUCAUUCACAUCUCAUUUCUAGAGUUCAAAGGGAUAAAAGUAGAGUUGGAUACUUCAUGUCUCAAAAUGAGAUUAUGACAACAGUUUUUCCAAUGUUCCAGCAGCACAUUGAACCACAUCUUGUUCAUGCACAUCUAAAAAUUAGAAAUGAUUUUGACCCUGUGCUUUCCCCUGAGAGCUCGUUGUUUGUGUUGAAAAGUAAUAAGCAGGUGGCAUAUCAAGAUAUUCUGAAAAUUCUUGAACCUACCAAGAUAUGCAGUUCUGUUCAGAGUUUUAUUGAUAUAUAUUUACGUCUUCCUGGAAUACCUAAUGGCCUGCUAACAGAAAGUGAUUGCAUAAGAGUCAGAAUAUGUGAGGGAAGAUUUGCAUUGUUAAUACGCGAGCCUAUAAGAGAAGGGAGCUUCAUUGUUCAGCCAAAAGUGGACUUUGAUAUCAGCAUUAGCACUGUUGCUGGCCUUCUUAACCUCGGGUAUCAAGCAGUAGCAUAUAUUGAAGCAUCUGCAUAUAUCUACCAAGAUGGAAAGAUUCUUAUUGAGGUUGAUCAUCUACAAGAUGUGCCUACUCCUUACAUACAAAUUAAAGGGGUAAAUAAGGAGAUCGUGGCAGCUGCUGGUUGUGCACUUAAGCUGGAUGGUUCAUACACAACAAAGAGUUAUCUUCAAAUAGUUCUAGAAAGACUACCAGCGCAUGAGGGGAGUUCAAGUGGGAUUCCUUCUCGACAAGCUGCUAAGUUGCAAGAACUAGUAGAAUAUAUACAAUCUCAGGGUAGCAGUUCAUCAUCAGAGUCGUCACCGAGCAGGGAGGUUUCUCCAUUAAAUGGCGUAAUUGAAGACAUGCAGUCUAGAAUCAAGAGACUCGAAAGAUGGCAUAUUAUCAAUACUGUGCUAUGGACAUUUUUUAUGUCCGCGUUUGUUGGUUAUUCGCUUUACCAGAGAAAACGCCAGUAAUGUUCAGUGGUAUAACUAACGGUUGAUGUAAGUUAAAAAAAACACUAUUCUUUCAUGUCACUGAUGGCUUCUUCUCUCUUCAAUCAUCACAUUUAUUUAUCCUGAGUGACUUGGAAGAUGUUUUUGUUCUUGGAUAUAUUACUGGAACUUGAUAACUGAAUGUUACUUUUAGAAUAGUCUUAUAGUCUCAUACAUCAUACAUAAAAGAAAAAAUCAAUGGACCGAGUAGUCUAUGGACCAGACCAAUUUGGCUACAAUAGAGAAAAAGAAACUCCACUUACAGCUCAGAAUUGAACAUAGAUCUCUUUUAUUGCUUAGUUUCAGAAUUUCUUGUGACAAAGUGACUAUAGAAAACUGUUUUUUUAUGUUUAUUUUUAUUGGUGUUUCUUAA
This is a messenger RNA of Ipomoea nil (Japanese morning glory), 3546 nucleotides long. RefSeq lists its product as uncharacterized. Gene Ontology annotation, cellular component: cytoplasm. NCBI's taxonomy places the organism in Eukaryota, Viridiplantae, Streptophyta, Magnoliopsida, Solanales, Convolvulaceae. Gene Ontology annotation, molecular function: ATP hydrolysis activity; kinase activity; ATP binding. The coding region runs from base 234 to 3155 and encodes 973 amino acids. The transcript has 27 exons. The record is from RefSeq and is a predicted model, not a curated record.